Aspergillus vadensis CBS 113365 is the source of this 594-nucleotide messenger RNA. RefSeq lists its product as uncharacterized. The record is from RefSeq and is a predicted model, not a curated record. The coding region runs from base 1 to 594 and encodes 197 amino acids. The transcript has 6 exons. Lineage: Eukaryota; Fungi; Ascomycota; Eurotiomycetes; Eurotiales; Aspergillaceae.
AUGGAAAGAAAAAGAGCCGUGCGUGUCAAUUUCCAGCAAGGUCUCCGCUCAGGGAUACAUACAUGGCCUGAAACGUAUCCUCUCCUUCCAUCUCCACCAUACUCCAGGGUCUGUUCUGUUACGUAUCAUACUGAAUAUGCCCCUGCAUUCCUACCUGUGCGGUGUAAGGUGGAAGACCGCUUGGAUCGCUUCAACAAUAACCAUGGCGCUAUGACACCUAGCUGCCGGUAUUGGAACUUGUCCUAUCUCAUUGUGGAUCUAGAGAAAGAUCGACGGCUUUUCUACGAACAAUCAAGGUCCUAUACGGUGUACAACACACGAAAGAGGAAGCUCUUGCCAGAUAUCAUGUUUCGAGUAUCCCAGGUAGGUAAUCUAAGCGUCUGCUUAGAGCUUGGCCUGCGAUGUCCACAAUCUUGCCGUGCGGAUGCCCUGACACCGACCCGUGCCUUUGUUCCACUGUGGAACGACUUGGAGCUUGAAUGGUUGUCUCCAUCUGGUGGCGGCAGUACACUUCCACGUCGUCGUCCGCGUAACUUGUCCAAGCCUCAUCCAUUCUAUCCCUCUGCGCCAAUUGCAACGGGCAAGCAUUUCUAG